AUGGACAGGGUGCUGCUGUACAGGGGCCUGCUGUACACGGGGCCCGCUGCAAAGGGAGCUGCUGUACACGGGGCUGCUGCAAGGGAGCUGCUGUACAGGGGGCCUGCUACAAAGGGAGCUGCUGCAAGGGAGCUGCUGUACAGGGGGCCUGCUGCAAAGGGAGCUGCUGCAAGGGAGCUGCUGUACAGGGGCCUGCUGCAUAGGGAGCUGCUGCUUAGGGAGCUGUUCCUCCUGAUGAACAAGAGAAAGUUUCUUUACCACUUCAAAAACGUCCGCUGGGCUAGGGGUCGGCAUGAGACCUACCUGUGCUAUGUGGUGAAGAGGCGGGAUAGUGCCACUUCCUUUUCACUGGACUUCGGUCACCUGCGCAACAAGGCGGGUUGCCACGUGGAAUUGCUCUUCCUCCGCUACAUCUCGGACUGGGACCUGGACCCUGGCCGGUGCUACCGCGUCACCUGGUUCACCUCCUGGAGCCCCUGCUACGACUGUGCCCGACACGUCGCCGACUUUCUGAGAGGGAACCCCAAUCUCAGCCUGAGGAUCUUCACCGCGCGCCUCUACUUCUGCGACCGGGACCGCAAGGCUGAGCCCGAGGGGCUGCGGCGGCUGCACCGCGCCGGGGUGCAAAUCGCCAUCAUGACCUUCAAAGAUUAUUUUUACUGCUGGAAUACUUUUGUAGAAAAUCAUGAAAGAACUUUCAAGGCCUGGGAGGGGCUGCAUGAAAAUUCAGUUCGUCUCUCCAGACAGCUUCGCCGCAUCCUUUUGCCCCUGUAUGAGAUCGAUGACUUACGAGAUGCAUUUCGUACUUUGGGACUUUGAUAGCAACUUCCAGCAAUGCCACCUACAAUGAAAUACCUCUGCUGAAGAUAGUGGAUAAAAGAACAAUCCUUCAAGUCUUCUCUGUUUUUCGUCAAAAAAAAAUAUUUGUAUAUGACUCUUUAAAAAUAUCUACGUCUUGAAAAUAGAGAAGGAACACAGGCCCACCAGGGUGAUGCUGACAAUGGUGCGGUUUUGAAUGCAACAUUGACCCCUGCUGGGAACAACAGAACUGCAGGACUUGGGAGCAUCCUAAAAUGUCAAUGUUCUAUGACGUUAGGCAGGAUGAAAGCUGAAGGCAGAUCCUAAAGAGCAUGGUGAGAGGAUCAAAUGUUUUGCCAGCAUUGUCCUUUAUUGUUUGAUUCAUUUGAAUUGCCAGUGGUGUUAGCGAUAGAUUUUUCUACUCCUUUCCCUUGAGGUUUACUUUCAAGUAACACAAUCUCUUCUAUCAAGCCAUGAUCGUUAGUUUCUCCUAAGUGAGAGGCUCUGGGUGGUUGUAACCCAGACCGUCUCUCCAAAGCAUUAAUAUCCCAACGUGCGCUGUAUAUUUUAAUUCUCAGAGGCAUAUUUUUAUGUCUGUAUGUGAGAAGAUUUUUUAGGGGGGAGAGGGAGGAUGUACAGACUACUCAUGGUCACCUUCGAGCUAUUUUAAUAAAGGAUCCCAAGAUAGAUAUGAGGACUAUGAAGAAGACACUCUAACCAUGAGUUGAUGCCUCA
Messenger RNA from Lemur catta (Ring-tailed lemur), 1533 nucleotides. RefSeq names its product activation induced cytidine deaminase (gene AICDA). Gene Ontology annotation, cellular component: cytoplasm; nucleus; P-body. The record is from RefSeq and is a predicted model, not a curated record. Gene Ontology annotation, molecular function: zinc ion binding; cytidine deaminase activity; RNA binding. NCBI's taxonomy places the organism in Eukaryota, Metazoa, Chordata, Mammalia, Primates, Lemuridae. Gene Ontology annotation, biological process: cytidine to uridine editing; negative regulation of single stranded viral RNA replication via double stranded DNA intermediate; DNA cytosine deamination. The transcript has 6 exons. The coding region runs from base 1 to 819 and encodes 272 amino acids.